AUGUUCGACACAACCUACCGACCGUCUUCCGCUCAGCGCUUGGCGAAUCAGAUGGAGCAGUUGAACGAAGGCCCUGCGCCCAACUGUACAAUGGAUGAUUUAUCAGUGGGCGACGUGUUUAGUUCUCAGAUGGACAUUGACCCGGAAAAGAAUGGAGUCAAGGACAAUGCGUCGAGCAGACUUGGACAUGCGCAAGCCGGCGAAGAUCCAGCACUGAGACGUACAAACCUCCCUCCAGCUGGAGCUCAAGUAUUUCAACUCCAUGAGAAGGCAGCGAGCCGCAGAAAGAAGAAGAAAGGAAAGCGUGCCGACGUUGAAGUUGGGCAUGGUAAUCCGGCUCUGUCCACAGUUCGAGGUUUCACUCCCAUGGCUUCUGGUGAUGAAGACUCCGAUAUGUCUACUGCUGGAUCCCGGGUCAUGUCGCCGCAACUCAAUGCUGUCCCUACCACGAACAUGCCAAGUGGGAUCAGCGCACUGAAACUGCAGCUUGACGCCCUGAGUCUAUCCGAGAGAAUCCCUCGCUCGGGAGACUCUGUCAUUUCGAGUAACGCUAGUGUCUCCUCUGAUAGCGACCGAACCGAAGUUAUGACCAGCUAUGAGGUACCCCUUGAGCACGAUUUUAUCAGCGAGGAAGCUGCUGCGGAAGAGAAGCUGUCCAGCACUCCAAAGAAUGACUUGUGCAGGAAAAUGACCAGUCGCGAUUUUGAACAAUUGAUGUGUCUUGGAAAGGGUACUUUCGGGACGGUCUUAUUGGUACGCCACAAGCCGACUGGCCGUCUGUAUGCUCAGAAACAAUUCCGCAAGGCAUCCAUCACCGUGCACAGAAAGUUAGUGGAGCAGACAAAGACAGAACGUAUGAUCCUCGAAAGUGUCAACCGCCACCCUUUCGUGGUCAAGCUUUUUUACGCCUUCCAGGACCACGAGAAACUAUACCUCAUUCUCGAGUAUGCUCAAGGCGGCGAGUUGUUCACUCAUCUCGCAGCGGAACGCAUGUUUAGUGAAGAUACUGCGGCUUUCUACAUGGCCGAAAUGGUCCUUGCACUUGAGCAUCUGCACCAAACCGUUGGUGUUGUAUAUCGAGAUUUGAAACCGGAAAAUUGUCUUUUGGACUCUGAAGGUCAUUUGCUACUCACAGAUUUCGGAUUAAGCAAAGUUUCAGUCAGCGAUGACGACCGUUGCAACUCAUCCCUCGGCACGAUCGAGUAUAUGGCUCCCGAGGUAGUUCAGGGUAAACCCUACGGGAAGGCCUGCGACUGGUGGUCUCUGGGGGCUCUAGGAUAUGAUUUGUUGACCGGUUCACCACCUUUUAAAGCCAACAAUCAUGCAAAGAUUCAGGAAAAGAUUGUCAAACAGAAGUUGGCGCUGCCAUACUAUCUCGGACCUGAUGCGAAAGACCUGCUCAUCCGGUUACUUCGCAAAGAGCCGCAUAAGCGACUGGGAUAUCAUAUGCCAAAGGACCUGGAUAUCAUCAAGAAACAUCGUUUCUUCCGCAAGAUUGACUGGAAAGCGCUUGCCCGACGCGAGUUAGAGGCCCCAAUCCAACCUCUCAUCACCGACCCUGCUUUGGCGGAGAACUUCUCUACCGAUUUCACUGGUCUGGCUUUGAGCCCUACCUUGGGAGACGAUGUGCAUAUUGGCGAAAUGCUCAAGAAUGUGGGGCUUUCUGCUGAUCCUUCCAACAGCAUGGGUGAAACGGAUCCUUUUCACGGCUUUAGCUUCGUUGCGUCGAGCAGCCUGUUGAACGGUGGAUUCAGCCUCGCCACAUGA
Talaromyces amestolkiae is the source of this 1767-nucleotide messenger RNA. RefSeq lists its product as uncharacterized. NCBI's taxonomy places the organism in Eukaryota, Fungi, Ascomycota, Eurotiomycetes, Eurotiales, Trichocomaceae. Bases 1 to 1767 code for a protein of 588 amino acids. The transcript has a single exon. Gene Ontology annotation, biological process: protein phosphorylation. Gene Ontology annotation, molecular function: protein serine/threonine kinase activity; ATP binding. The record is from RefSeq and is a predicted model, not a curated record.